AUGGCGGCUAUUCGCGAAGAGGAACCAGCUACGCGAAAACUGUCGUUUCCCGCGGCGUUAAAGGAUUUGCUGCAAAACCUGUCAUUUCAUUGUUAUGGCAAAUUAGUCGAGCACGGUCGUCGCAUUCAGGAGCGAUUCUUUUGGCUUAUUUGCCACAUAACUGCGCUGACCGUCCUAAUUGCAUUCGUAUGGGGCACGUAUAAGGACGCAACGGAUGAGCUGGUGACCACCCUAUACAAUCCAUUAUAUCCCGUAUGCCAAGUCGCCCUGCCCGCCGUCACAGUUUGCACCCAGAAUCGCAUAUCCAAGCGUGCCGUCUGGCAUUACGCACAGGAGCUCAGCGGCAAGGAUCCCAAGCAGCGAAAUGCCAGCUACUUCUAUGGUGAGCUUCGUGCCUUUGGCAUGUUGUACAGUCCCGAGGAAUUGGGCGACUAUGAGCGCGUGCUACGCUUUCAGGGCUUUUUGGAUUCGGUCGAUACUAGGCCCUACGAACUGUUCUUCAAUACAAACAAACGUAUGCGCAUCCUGACACCCAAUUGCAGCGACAUCUUUGUAUCGUGUCGUUUCGCCGGCCGAUCCUUCGAUUGCCUGCAGGAAUUCCGUGAAACGCUCUCGAUCUAUGGAUUUUGUUGCACUUUCAAUUCCGAUGGAGAGUUUCUCAAGGGUCACACGUAUCAUCAGCGCUUUUAUGGAUACGAUAUGGGUCUGGUGCUUACACUCAAAUCUAAACAGGACGAUAAUUUUUAUAAGAUGCAUAAUCUAGACGGCUUUUCGCCGAUGAACUAUCCGGAUCCUCAAUCUGGGGGCGUUGCCAUACGUUAUGUGCAGACGGGUCGUCGCACUCAUCUGCCCGUGCGGCCCAAGAUCUUGGAGACUGUGCCGGAAGCCCGACACAUGAGUCCCGCUGUGCGUAAAUGUCGCUUCUGGGAUGAGACUCCGCACAACUUCACCAGCCGGUAUACCUUCAGCAAAUGCAUCUCCGCCUGCCGCGCCCGCAGCAUGUAUAAUUUGUGUGAGUGCCUGCCCUUUCAGUUACCCAAGCAAUACAUUGGAGACGCCACGGGAGGCGUCUUCUGCACGCUCCAGCACAUGGAGUGCCUCAGGCGCUACAAGUUCAAAUGGCUGAAUGUCAUCACCAGUCGCGCCAAUGUGCCCGGCCUCGAGCAUGAGCUGGAGGAUGCCCUCUACUGUCCCGACUGUCUGCCCUCCUGCACUGAGACGCGCUACAAUGUUCGUGGCGCCGGAGCUCUGGCCCUCAACAGUCUGCAUAGACCUAUGACCAGGAGGCACAGCAAUGGCAGCAGCAGGGGCAUGGCCAAUAACAGUUAUGGCCAUGACAGCUCCGAGUUGGCCGAUGUGCGUAUUUACUUUGCCGAAACGCACAUUCAAUACUUUCGGCAGAUUAUUAAAAACGACUGGUAUGAGAUCUUCAGUACAAUUGGCAACAUCUGCGGCAUCAUAGCGGGCUUCUCAUUGAUUGGCAUCUGCGAGCUGUUAUUUUUCCUAGCCAAACAAUUAUGGCAUGCAUACAAAGCAGAACUGAAGUCGGAGCUCUGCUGUGCCCAUGCCCAUUCUCAUAGUCGAGCCCGAUCCCGGACUCGUCGGGCUAAUGGCCGUGCAACGGCAACUCAGCAGCAGGAGCAGCCCCAGCAGAACCGGCAGCCAAUGGAGCUCCUCAUACUGCCGUAAUUGAGCGAAAGGCCGUGCCAAUUUUAAAGCUCACUGACUUUUAUACAGUUCUCUCAACGCAUUUAUGGAGUAGUGUACCUUGUGUGUGUGUGUUUGUGUGUGUGCGUGUGUGUGAGUGUGUGUGCGUGUGUGUAUAUUGCUGUUGACCUGCGUAACAAAUGUUAAUUAUCGCGCACUGAGCAGCUGCCAGCUGAUUGUAGGCCGGCAGCACAGCUCAAGUGCACUUACUUUGCAUUGUCACAUAAAAAUAAACAGCACCAGGAGACACUCAAACCAACUUAGAAAGCCAGGCACAGAGGCUGGGGCGGGUACAAAAAGGUCCAGACGGUAAAAUUAGCGCCAACCAUCUUGGACAUUUGCCCACUGGCUGGCCGGCAGUUGGCAGUCGAAACAGUCGAAACAGUUAUGGACCACAAAGUCCGGGAGUUGCCCAAACAUUGAGAGCCCGUUUAUCCUUGGCACAUGGCCCGGCUGGCACUUACAAUCAAAAUAAAUUUUUAUUUGCCAUAGUUUGUGCAGAGAUUGACAAAAUGAGUAAACAAAUGAAAUGCAAUCUGUACAUAUGUUCAGUUUCUCAAA
Messenger RNA from Drosophila montana, 2268 nucleotides. RefSeq names its product pickpocket 24 (gene ppk24). Gene Ontology annotation, biological process: sodium ion transmembrane transport. Gene Ontology annotation, cellular component: plasma membrane. Gene Ontology annotation, molecular function: ligand-gated sodium channel activity. NCBI's taxonomy places the organism in Eukaryota, Metazoa, Arthropoda, Insecta, Diptera, Drosophilidae. The record is from RefSeq and is a predicted model, not a curated record. The transcript has 9 exons. The coding region runs from base 1 to 1689 and encodes 562 amino acids.